Molecule: messenger RNA, 1574 nt
Organism: Anastrepha obliqua
Lineage: Eukaryota; Metazoa; Arthropoda; Insecta; Diptera; Tephritidae
Exons: 3
Coding region: 1032-1574 (180 amino acids)
Source: RefSeq, a predicted model, not a curated record
GGUGCGGUUGUGCGAUAUUUCGACAUUAGCGGUGCGCCAACAGCCAGACUACCUGCCGAACGCGAUUUUCGUCGCUUAAAAUUAAAUUCUCGUUUCCCUGAAUAGAAAUUGCGGAUUGAAGUUUGCAUAAAAGUUUAUUUUGAAUACAAAUUGCAUUUUACAAAUUUUGUCUGAGGGUGAAACUAAAAAAAAAAAAAUUGGUGAUUUAUAAAAGUUUGCUCUCAUGAAUAAAAAACUGUUAUAAGCUAAGUUCAAGCACCUUCUGAAAUCACUUUAUAGUGUUAACUUGAAAAGCAAAAAUUUAAUUUUUAAACUUAAACAUUUUGUCGCCAUUCAAAUAAUUCGCUUCUCACUCCUUUGAAACACAGUCAAUACUCGCUAAGUGUGCCUUUGAAAUCUCACCAACUAAACACCUCAAAACCUCCCUCACACCGGAGUAUUCGUUUAGAAAAGCAAUACUUCAACCCCUCCACAGAGUCUACGAAUUACGUGUCACACUCUCUCUGGAGUCUCAUGUGGCAUGCAUUAUUGGCGACGUCGUUAACCUUGUCGCUUGUGUACUAAACCGGCAAACGACAAAUAUUAAAAGAAAAACAGUUUUCUGUUUACAUUGAAAGAAACCGCCGGAAAACCCCGCAGCGCACACCCAGUCAAAGGUCCAUAGAUAUACAGCCGGCGCUAUUUUUUCAUAUAUUUUCACAUAUAUUUCCCGCAAAUAAUGAUGCAACAUUUAGAAUAAAAAGAACAAAAACGGUUGCCAAUGUAAAGUAAUAACAAUUAGCAUAUUUGAGUAGAGGGUGUUACUGACGCGCAUACGUCUGAGUGUGAGUGUGUUAAUAUCAUUCGCAAAUACAGACAAUAAGACACCAGAAGCAAAAAAGAGUAAACAAAAAUAUAAAUAACUAAGCGAAACGCGAAUAUAAGAGGUAUAAAAAAAUCGCGUGCGAGCUGAUAAAAUAAAAGGUAAACGCACACAGUUACAAAAAUAUAAUAAUCAGAAAAAAGUGUGAUUUUUCGAGAGCAAGCAAAUUAUGCGCCAAAUAAGUAGAACUUUAAGUGCGCUUACAUCACCGCUCCCAGACUGCUCCACAAGCAAAACGAUGAUCUCCAAUAGCAAGCAAGGCGCCGCGUCUGCAGCCACGAACAAUAGGCAUCAGCGCUGUCGUGCGCCGUCUCGCUUAUCAGCUGUCACCUGCCAAUAUUUCAACUUCCAUUUCGCCUCACUUACGAUGUCGUCAUAUCUAAUUUUGUUGCUUCUCAGCCUCGGCGCUCAACGUGAUGCGCUGGUCCACGCACAAAAUAGUACAACCGCGGUCGGUGCAGCAGCCACAGCGCCGCCUCCCCAUGCCGCCGCUUUGGCCUCGCCAGGCGCUGGCACUGGCUCCGGCAGUGGCUCGUCAAUAUUGGAUCAAUUUAGCCCCAAUUGCACUGCAGUUUCGCACAUCUUCCAGGCGCGUGGCAUCGAUCAAGCGGAGAUACCACAGAAGCCCAGUAACGACUCUGAAAAGGCAGACAACGCCAGCCAGCCAACCAACCAACCAGCCGGUCCGAACAAGUCGCGCGUAGUCCGAUAG